Messenger RNA from Serendipita indica DSM 11827, 1203 nucleotides. Lineage: Eukaryota; Fungi; Basidiomycota; Agaricomycetes; Sebacinales; Serendipitaceae. The record is from the annotation of a GenBank genome assembly.
AUGUCUCUUCCGCCUGAAUUGUGGAUAGAGAUUAUCAAACUCGCGACGUCUGUGCCGUCCGAGUUGAACACGAAUGCUGCAUCCUUGUUCGAACGAUGUACACAUUCUGAAGCGCAUCGUAUGCGCUCAAAGAUUCUCCCAACACGCCGAGCCCUCUCGCGCGUAUCACGCAGUUUUCACGCAAUGGCGAAUCCAUUUUUAUACCAGAGCAUUCUCAUCCAGCGCGGAGGGUGCUUACGAAGACUUGCUCAUACAUUACGCGUCACCGCAGACGCGGACAAAGAGGCUGGAACUGCUCACGACCAUGGGGGUCGAGGUCAUGGGCGAUGGGUCAAGCGAUUCGACGUCGAUUUCAAGAAGGUUCGACAUUGGAGGAAAAUUCCCCAUGAAGAAAUCUUUUGGAUAUUAUCAAAUAUGCCCAACCUGGAAGCCUUUGUGGCGUUUGGGCGAGACGCUCCCCAGGUUCGAGGAGCCAUGUUCGAGCUCAUCAGCACACAACCACUCUCGGACACGCUCAUCACUUAUUUUCCCAAUCCACUCGCUUCCGAGUAUUCCUCAUAUGAGGAAGAUAUCGAGUCGACGAAGUCAUAUGGCUUUAAAGACCCCACACAAGCUCGCCACCUUCGUGCCAUUACGGCCUCGGAUUCGUGGCUCCGUCCACGCAUGGCAUCAGAUCCUGCCUAUUUUCCAAAAUUAACGACUAUGCACGUAUAUAGUUCCAUCAACCCGGAGCUAGUCAAGACCCACGGGUACAAAAUCACAACGCUCGAUCUCGAGGGUUGUCCAUGGAGGAUGAUUGCGCAGUAUAUUCAUCACAUGCCGAAUCUCGCAAGCAUCCUCAUAGACCUUAUUCACGCUCAACCUGUGACCACGACCGUCGCUUUUGCUCUUCCCAACGGGUUUGUCCUAGGGAGCGAGUUUCAAAUCAGGACGGUACGCCGCGUUGGUUUGCUCGUGAAUGCUGGACAGGCGCCUAUUAGCACCUACAAUAGCGCCUUUGAAUUUCUGCCCAAGCUGUUUCCAAAUGUCAAAAUCAUACGCUUGUUGGAGAGGGAUAUCAUCGACCAGCUGGUUCGUCUCCCACAGAGAGUCAAACGCUGGCAUAGUACAUUAGGAGAACGGAACAUCAGACUGGAGAGGGAGGAUGGAGAACUAUUGAUCCACGAUUGCCGUGACUCACAAGGUCAACGUCGAGGCAAUUAG